CUCCUUGUCGAGGACCUACCCCAUUCCUCUGAGGAAACAGAGUCUCGCAGGAACAAAAGCAAACAACCUGGAGAUGUGGAGAAUAACUAUGUACGUCUUGGGACUUGGAUGCAAAGGGAGAUAACUUAUUUUAGUUUUCUUUUGUAAUUUUUUGUCCUAUUUGGAUUACGAUGAUAUUUUAAAAGAUCAAAGACCGGUUCUCGUGCUGUACACUUCUGUAAACUUAAUCCACCUGGAGUCGGGAUGCUUGGAUGGUACUACUCAACGACAGUGAUGGCUCGGAGUUGUGCUGUCGCCUGUCCAGCUUUGGACUAGAGGCCUGCUGAGUGUCAAGGGAGGAAGUCCCGUACAUAAAGACACGCUCACCGUCACACUACAUUGCCAUAAACUCCAGUCCUCUUCUGUGUCCGAAGCUGCAGAGUAGCUGUGCGAGAAAAUGGCAAGUCACAGAGACAUUCGCUUCCUGCACAACCUGUCCUAUCACCCGCGAUGGCAGCACGACUCAGAAAAAAUCAGGAGGAGAAGAAAACAUAAACGGACAGUGGUUUCAAACAGCUGCAGCGGGAGUAGAGUGUUUCACUCAUUAUCAGCAUCAUCGUCGAUGACAUCAAAGUUAUUGACAUCUAAACCACAGUUGCCAUCGUCCCGUUUGCGAUGCUCCAGGAGCAGGUGGGGGAACUGGUUUCUCCUGCCCUUACUCAUUGUCUCAUGUAUGCCCUGUCAAGCCUGGGCAACCACUUUCAAGGUGGCCUUGAUGGGACCCUGGACGUGUGAUCUAUUAUACUCUAAAGCGCUACCAGACUUGGCCGCCCGUCUCGCCACGAGCCGCAUAAACAAGGACCCCCACCUAAACAAAGGCUAUUGGUAUGACUACACGCUUAUCAAUGAGGAUUGCAAGUCAUCCCGUGCUCUUGCUCGCUUUGCCGAGCUGGAAAGUUAUGGUUCUGCUUUCCUGGGCCCCGCCAACCCAGCAUACUGCUCCUCCGCCGCUUUGUACACAAAAGAGUGGGACGUCGGGCUCCUUUCCUGGGCAUGCCUCAAGCCUACCAUGAAUAUCGGAGGCAUGUACCCCACCUUCCUACGGCCGCUGCCCCUGUCCUCCCGUGUACUUUUCACUGUGUUGAGGUACUUCCGGUGGGCCCAUGUGUCCAUAAUCUCGGAAGAGACAGACAUUUGGGAAGCCACAGGACAUGAGCUAGCUUCUUCGCUUAGGGCGCUUGGCCUGCCCGUCAACCCUGUUGUAACCAUGGAGACUGACAAGGAUGGGCCUCGCAUAGCCCUGACAAAAGUACGGGAAUCAGACCGGGUUAGAGUGAUCAUCAUGUGCAUGCCAUCUGUUCUCCUCGGUGGCCAAGCUCAGUACCAACUCCUGACCACAGCACUGUCCAUGCGUUUGAUCGACCGAGGCUAUGUUUUCAUCCCCUACGACGCCCUCCUGUAUGCGCUACCUUACAAAGAUGCAAACUACUACGCUCUCGGCAAUGACACCAAUCUGCGGAAAGCCUUCGAUGGGGUCCUCACCAUCACCAUGGACUCUGGAGAACGCAACUUCUACGAGGCCUUCAAAGAUGCUCAGAACAGCUAUGAAAUCCGCAGCAGCACACCACCAGAGGAGGUUUCUCCCUUCUUUGGCACCAUUUACAACAUGAUGUAUUACAUAGCAAUGGCUGCCGAGCAGGCGCGGGCCAAGGGGGGGCGCUGGGUAACUGGUCAGAUCCUGGGCGAAAGCGAGGGCGGCUUUGAAUUUGAAGGCUUCAAUCAGCGGUUGAGGGCUAGCAGGGGUGGAGAUGGCAUGCAGGCUCGCUACGUAGUGCUGGACUACAGUGGCAUCGGCACCUCGCUCUACUCUACCCAUUCUUUGGAAGCUGCUCACACAGACGGGUGGUCCGGGGGCCUAAAGUAUCUUGGUCGUUCCAUUCAUUUCGCUGGCAGCACGCCCUACACAGACUCAAGCUGCUGGUUUAGCCCAUAUUUUACCUGCACUGGAGGCCUGGAUUCCGUCUCUUUGUUUUUCCUCUUCCUCUUGUUCAUAAUACUGGCUGGCUUUGGAGUCAAGGCCUUCAUGCAAUUCAGGAAAACCGGCAGGAUUUCGUUCACAUUUGGCGGUGAUGGUAACGGCGGCCCGACCAAGACAGUUCUGACCCUGGACGACCUUGUCUUCAUCAACACUCAAAUCAGCAAAAGGAAGCUCAACGACGAAAGCAUCCUGAGGAGCACGCUAGACAUGAAGACGCCGCACUACUCGGUGUCGGGCCGCAGCUACCUGGCCUCAACGCCCGACAGCUCGAACAUUGCCGUGUUUGAGGGUGACUGGGUUUGGUUAAAGAAAUCUCCCAAUGGAUCAGUGUGCGGUGUCAACAGCAGCACCGAGAUUAUCUUUGUCAAGCUCAGAAACAUGAGGCACGAGAACCUAAAUCUGCUCCUGGGGCUGUUCUUCGACUGUGGCAUCUUCGGCAUUGUGACAGAGCACUGCUCCAGAGGAAGUCUGGAUGAGCUGCUCAACAACGAGGAAGUGCGUCUUGAUUGGAUGUUCAAAUCCUCCCUGUUGAUGGAUCUGAUCCGGGGAAUGAAGUAUCUGCACAAUCACGACAUCGCCCACGGACGGCUCAAAUCCCGUAACUGUGUGGUAGACGGGCGCUUUGUGUUGAAGGUGACAGAUUACGGGUACAAUGACAUCUUGAUUGCCCAAGGCAUCAACACUGACCAUGAAAAGCCAGAGGAGCUGCUCUGGACGGCUCCUGAGCUGCUGCGAAGUUCUAGUCGGAGGAGGAAGGGGACUUUCGCAGGAGAUGUCUACAGCUUUGCUAUCAUUGUGCAGGAGGUCAUCUCUCGCUCCGCACCUUUCUGCAGCCUGGACAUGCCUCCCAAGGAGAUCAUCAGCAAGGUCAAAGAGCCUCCUCCUUUGUGUCGGCCGGUGGUGUCACUGGACGAGGCCCCUUUGGAUGUCAUACAGGUUAUGAAGCAGGGCUGGAGCGAAGAGCCAGACAAGAGGCCAAGCUUCGAGGAGAUCUUCAAACAGUUCAAGAACAUCACUAAGGGAAAGAAGACCAACAUCAUCGACUCCAUGCUGCGGAUGUUGGAGCAGUACUCCUCCAACCUGGAGGAUCUGAUCAGAGAGAGGACGGAGGAGCUAGAGGUGGAGAGACAGAAGACUGACAACCUGGUGGCUCAAAUGCUGCCCAGGUCUGUGGCCCAGGCGCUGAAGACAGGCAAGCCCGUCAAACCCGAGCACUUCAGCGAGGUGACCCUGUACUUCAGCGACAUCGUGGGUUUCACCACCAUCUCAGCUCUCAGCGAUCCCAUCGAGGUGGUCGACUUACUCAAUGACCUCUACACAUGCUUUGAUGCCAUCAUCGGGCUGCAUGAUGUCUACAAGGUGGAAACUAUCGGCGAUGCCUACAUGGUGGCCUCAGGAGUCCCCAACAGGAACGGCAAACGUCACGCGGCGGAGAUGGCCAACAUGUCUCUGGACAUCCUCCACUGCAUUGGGACCUUCAAGAUGAGGCACAUGCCUGAGCUCAGAGUCAGGAUCCGUAUCGGCCUGCACUCAGGCCCGGUCGUAGCAGGAGUGGUGGGUCUCACGAUGCCCCGGUACUGCCUGUUUGGAGACACCGUCAACACAGCAUCUCGAAUGGAGUCCACAGGGUUGCCUUACAGGAUCCAUAUCAACCAAAGCACAGUCGAUGUCCUGAACAGCUUGAAUCUGGGAUACAAAAUUCAAACCCGAGGCAUGACGGAGUUAAAGGGAAAAGGUAUUGAGAACACAUACUGGUUGGUGGGGAGGGAAGAUUUCGACAAGCCUCUGCCCAUUCCUCCAGACACUCAAGGGGGAAGCAAUCAUGGUAUCGGUUUAGAUGAGAUACCUCCCGACAGAAGACAAAAAUUCCUGGAACGGCAGAAGAAGAUGGGUUAGCCUCAUCUUUUCCACUGAAGCCCCCAGUACUGGGAAGUGAUAUUCUCUAGAACAAUACUGUUUGUCAGUGAGAGAAAAAUCGCAGGGAGAUGUCUGAAUGAAAACUAAACAGUGCUGCGCUCUUAAAAUGACCCACAAUCAACUUUAAUUUCUGCUCUGACCAAUUCGUGAACCAGUGACAACGAAAUGAAUUUGUCAAACUCAUAUCUAGACUAAAAAAAGCUUUCCUGGAGAUGAUCGUUCUCUUUGUUUCUAGUCUUAGCACAUCAGUGCCAUGAUCAACUCUGGCUCCACACUGCAGAAAUGAGCCAAACAGACAGCUGUCCGUAUUUAUCCGGCACUUGUUUUUAUACAGGCAGAAUGUUUUUUAAUUUGCAGCUUCAGAAUGUGUUGGCGCCAAUCGCCGAACAAGCUGAUGGGUGUGUCUAGACAAAGGAACACAGUGUGACAUGCAAUACUGGUGUUCGCCAUGUCCUGUAUGUAUUUAUACUGAGCUCUGUGAUUUGUAGAGAGGUUGGAGAGAUUGUAUCAUGAACCGAUACAUGUGGAAGGUAUUACUGCUGGACUGUUCAUCUUGGGUAUAACAGAAGUGUGUGAGACAUUAGUCUUUUACAACAACAGAAUUAUUAUAUUUAAACGUCCUCGCUGUAAUUUAAGCAGGGAGACUGGAUAAGUUAGAGCUGAAGUCGAGGAGAGCUCUGAUUUUUGCUUUUGUUGUGCAUCAACUUGAUUAUUCAGUGAACAAAAUGAAGCUAUAAUAUCAAAAUAUAUCAAAGUAUCUUUUUUGUUUAUUUAAUAUUAGAUCAAACUAUUUUCAUACGUUUUUUGUUUACAGGGUCCCUUCAAAUAUGAAUCCAUUACUGUGGAUGUGUCUAUUUGACUGAUAGUUCUCAUUCAAUAUCAAUCUAGUUGUGUAUCGCAACACAAAAUGUGCUCUAAAAUUGACUUCACGUGACUUGUUCCAAUGGUAAUUACAAUAAUAUACAUAUCUUUAGGCAAAAACUUUUGUAAAUCAGCAAAUGUUGUAUGAAUGCAAAUGCUAGAUGACACACAAUUAUUGGAGAAUAUCGAUGGGACGUGGAUGAUAUUGUUCUUUAAAGGACUGACUUUUAAUAUCCAUUUGUGUAUAUUGUGUGUUUAAUGAUGUGUGUAUUGCUUAAAUAUGGGGAUGACAUUUUCCAUGCAGCAUGCAAACAGGAGCCAAACCAUUGCUCGCUGAAGUGAUGCAUGGUCAUUGCAUGUUUUGUUCAGUGUGCUGUAUGUUCUUCAUGGGACAGCAAUAGAAAGACAAACAGUGAUAGGCAGAAAAUCCACUCACUGGAAUGAUCCUUUCCAAUUAUGUGCUUCAGCAGAUUAAGCGUUUUCAUACAUGUCGCCCUCUUCUGAAGGAAAAAGUCUGUCUGUGUCUGGCUUUUUAAGGCAUUGUCUUCUGACCACUGCUGUUGCUUGGGAUCCGAGAACAAAUGUUCACUAAUUCCACCUCCCAUGCCCACCCCCAGGGGGGUCCUAGCUGAAGGAGGGUGGCAUGAAUCUAAAAAAAAGGGGGAAGGACAGAGUCUUCAGCGUCAUCCCUUUUUGGCCUGGGGAUGCGUACUGUAUAUACUGUACAUUUGUACAUAGUUUGUCUUUGAAUGCUACCGGGUUAUAGGGAACAAUUUAGUGUUGUCUUCUUUCCUGCUUGUGUUCCCUAAACCACCUGACACAAGAGGAGACAUCAGCCAAAGACAACAGGCACACGUUCAAAAGGGAACGAGCAAAGAAGCAACCACAUUGUUCACUCACUCACUGUGGGGCGGUUUGCUAACUGUCCGCUGCAGCACUGAUAUUGAAGCAAUAACAGGCGAGCGGUGUCAGCGUGUGAUUUUCCUCAGAAAACAGCUUUUAGUCCGCAGACGUUUUCUCCUCGGGAGCUAAGUGCUGACCACAUCCAACGUGUCACACUAGCUCAUAGACAAAAAGAAGAGAGGAAAAAGAGAGGAGGAGAAGGGAGGUCUGAUGAGUUGGUCAUCGGCCUGCUUCCUUGUGGUGGAGUCUUUCACUCCAUUAAGUGUUUAGCACCAACACUGGCUGUUCAUGCGUAAUUUAAACUCACAGAGGAAGAAGAGGAGAAAACGCAGGAUUCUGAGUCAGGGUGAAGAACACGGGAGACGCGGUCUGAAUGUUUCUUUGAUUUAAAGAACAAAAAUGAGUUAUUCUAGAAACACAUAGAUAGAAGCCACCUUUUUUUUUCUAGAUUUUUAAUCAAUUUGCCAAACAGAUAGAUUAACUCCAAAGUGAAAGGACUGUAUUGUUCAUUUUGAAAGUGAUUUCAAUGUGUUUCUGUAAAUAAACAAUGGUUUUAGUGAA
Messenger RNA from Platichthys flesus (European flounder), 6259 nucleotides. RefSeq names its product guanylate cyclase 2D, retinal (gene gucy2d). Gene Ontology annotation, molecular function: protein kinase activity; ATP binding; guanylate cyclase activity. The record is from RefSeq and is a predicted model, not a curated record. Lineage: Eukaryota; Metazoa; Chordata; Actinopteri; Pleuronectiformes; Pleuronectidae. The transcript is spliced from 19 exons. Gene Ontology annotation, biological process: protein phosphorylation; intracellular signal transduction; receptor guanylyl cyclase signaling pathway. Bases 437 to 3913 code for a protein of 1158 amino acids.